This is a messenger RNA of Lactuca virosa, 2052 nucleotides long. The record is from the annotation of a GenBank genome assembly. Lineage: Eukaryota; Viridiplantae; Streptophyta; Magnoliopsida; Asterales; Asteraceae.
AUGAGUGGUAAGGAAAUAAGAGAUGAAUGGAACAAAUCACAAUCGAAGUACAAUGCUGAUGAAGUUUUUGUAUGGGUGCAAUGUACAUUUUCUGAAGUAAUUCCAUAUCUUUUUCUUAGUGUUGAACUUGCUGUUUGUAGGCUGACUAUCAAAUUUGCUGCAAAUUAUUUCCUUAUCUACCCAAGAAGUUGCAAGUGCAACCAUGGAUGGACAGCCAGAAAUUCUGAUGCUCAGCCUAGAGACAAAUUCAAACGUGAUAGUCUUUACAUAGACAAGCAGGGGAAAUUAAGAAACUUCAAUCACAAAAAAGUUUCAAGGAAAAGAGGGGGUUCUUUAAGGGGACAGGGAUGGAAAUAUGGAUCAGGGUUUGUGGAUGGAAUAUUUCCAGUGUUAAGUCCUGAUGCACAACAGAUUUUGAACUUCAUGAAAAAGGAAAGUGAUGUGAACAGGGUAUGGGAUGCUCUUAAUAGUCUUCCUCCCACUCACACUACAUGGGAUGAUAUCAUCAAUGUUGCUGUUCAAUUUCGUCUCAAUAAAAGAUGGGAUCCAAUCAUAUUGAUGUGUGAAUGGAUAUUGUACAGGAGUAGUUUCCAGCCAGAUGUCAUUUGCUACAAUUUACUUAUAGAUGCUUUUGGCCAAAAGUCAUCCCCUGAAAAAGCAGAAUCUACUUAUUUCAACCUACUUGAAGCUAGAUGCAUUCCUACUGAGGACACUUAUGCCCUUCUUCUAAGAGCCUAUUGUACAUCUGGAUUACUAGACAAAGCUGAAGCUGUCUUUAUGGAAAUGAAGAAUUACAGUCUUCCACCAAGUGCUGUGGUGUAUAAUGCCUAUAUUGAUGGGCUGAUAAAGGGAAGAAACUCACAGAAAGCUGUAGAGAUUUUCCAAAGGAUGAAGAGAAAUUGCUGCCAACCCUCUACUGAUACCUAUACAAUGUUGAUAAACUUAUACGGGAAGGCAAAUCGUUCAUACAUGGCUUUGAAGGUGUUCAAUGAAAUGAAAAGUCAAAAGUGCAAACCGAAUAUUUGUAGUUAUACUGCUUUGAUAAAUGCAUUUGCUAGAGAAGGACUUUGUGAGAAAGCAGAAGAUGUAUUUGAGCAGCUACAAGAAGCUGGAAUUGAGCCUGAUGUUUAUGCUUAUAAUGCACUCAUGGAAGCUUACAGCCGGGCAGGUUUUCCUUAUGGUGCUGCAGAAAUCUUUUCAUUAAUGCAGCAUAUGGGAUGUGAACCAGAUAGAGCAUCAUUUAACAUCAUGGUUGAUGCGUAUGGAAGAUCUGGUCUUCAUGAGGAUGCUCGAUUAGUAUUUGAGGAAAUGAAAAGGCUAGGAAUUGAGCCAACAAUGAAAUCACAUAUGGUGCUUCUAUCUGCCUACUCAAAAGUUGGCAACAUUAUAAAAUGCGAAGAAAUAGUGACAAGAAUGCACAAGUCCGGACUCGACCCCGACACAUUUGUGCUCAACACCAUGCUAAACGUCUACGGGCGUUUUGGUCAUUUCAAAAAGAUGGAACAAGUUUUAUCCGUUAUGGAAAACAACAAACCAUACGUACCCGAUAUCACAACAUACAAUAUCUUGAUCAACAUUUAUGGACGUGCGGGAUAUUUUGAACAAAUGGAAGAGAUUUUCCGACUGUUGCCCUCCAAGAAGUUGCAACGGGAUGUGGUGACGUGGACUUCUAGGCUUGGAGCGUAUUCUAGGAAGAAACAAUAUUCGAAGUGUUUGGAAAUAUUUGAGGAAAUGAUCACGGAUGGAUGUUAUCCGGAUGGGGGAACUGCGAGAGUGCUUCUUUCGGCUUGUUCCACUAAGGAGCAAGUCGAACAAGUGUCGUUGGUUCUUAGGACAAUGCAUAAGGAUAUGAAGUUAGAUGUAUAAGUUUCAUGGUUUGCUUUUGUGUAUAAGCAGAUGAAGGUUUGAAUCUCAGCAGCUGCAGUGUAAGAGUUUCAAUUCCAUUAUGAAUUGGGUUCGUUGGAUACUCGUGCUACCCACUUGUUCGCUGCUGUAUACAUGAUUUACAUCUCACAUAUGUAAUAGCGGGCCACUAGGUUUUUUGGUUAUUUA